AGGACUGCAGAUGUUGUCGACUUCCAGAUGCGAUUCGCGGAUAAACAAAACAGCGGACGGCAAGUUCGCGAAUGACGAGGGACGCCGUAUCUCGUUCCGCCCCCAACCAUCCCACAACCCCGACCCCUAUAAAAAACCGCGCUCCGAUAAUCUUCCUCGCAGGAGGCAGGCUGGUGGUUGUCAGCAAGGUGAUCACCGGUCGGGCUGCCAGACUUUAGACUCUCUCUCUCUAAGAUCCCGUCGCGACGCGGCCCGAGUCCACCCUGCCGCUACAACUGCUCCUGCUGCCGCCACUUGACCCGGGAGCUGGUGGCGAUCGGCACGGAGAGAGAGGAAGAGAGGAAGCCAGAGCCCGGGACACGACGCAGGCGCCAUGAAGGACUCGCUGAAGCAGAGGCACGCGGCCGGCUCGAACGGGGCGACACCGCGAAGCGGCCCCUCCCGAGGCUCCAUCACCUCGAAGAGCAGCAGCAGCAGCAGCGGGGGGGGCAGCAACACUAUGCGACUCAAGCAAGAGGUGGGCCUGAUGAGCGGCAUCAGCCUGAUCGUGGGCACGAUGAUCGGCUCGGGGAUCUUCAUCUCGCCCAAGUCGGUACUCGAGAACGUCGGCGCCGUGGGGCCCAGCCUCAUCAUCUGGAUGGCGUGCGGAGUCCUCGCCACUCUCGGCGCGCUGGCGUACGCCGAGCUGGGCACGAUGAUCACUAAGUCGGGCGCCGAGUACCCGUACCUGCUGGAGGCGUUCGGGCCCAUCCCGGCGUUCCUCUACUCGUGGGCGUCCGUCAUCGUGCUCAAGCCGUCCUCCUUCGCCAUCAUCUGCCUCAGCUUCGCCGAGUACACGUCCACGCCCUUCUACCCGGGCUGCGAGCCGCCAAUGCUCGUCAAGAAGUGCCUGGCCGCCGCUGCCAUCUUGCUCAUCUGCAUCAUCAACUCGGUGAGCGUGAAACUGGCCUCGUACGUCCAGAACUUCUUCACCGUCGCCAAGCUGCUGAUCGUGGUCGUCAUCAUCGUCACAGGCAUCGUGCUGCUUGCCCAGGGACACACGACGAAUCUCCAGAACAGCUUUGAAGGACAACAGAUAUCGUUCGGCUCAAUCGGGGUCGCCUUCUACAAUGGCCUGUGGGCCUACGACGGCUGGAACCAGCUGAACUUCGUGACCGAAGAGCUGAAGAAUCCCUUCAGAAACCUGCCUCUGUCCAUCAUCAUCGGCAUUCCGUUCGUCACCGUGUGCUACAUCCUCAUGAACAUCGCCUACCUCACCACCAUGACGGCCAUCGAGCUGCUGCAGUCGCCCGCCGUCGCCGUCACGUUUGCUGACCGCACGCUGGGCGUCAUGUCCUGGAUCGUGCCGCUGGCGGUCGCCUUCUCCACGUUCGGCGCUGCCAACGGAUCGUGCUUCACGGCCGGACGGCUGACCUACGUGGCGGCGCGCGAGGGUCACAUGCUCGAGGUUCUGUCGUUCAUCAACGUGCGGCGCCUCACCCCGUCGCCCGCCAUCGUCUUCAACGGCAUCCUGGCGAUAAUUUACAUCAUCCCAGCGGACAUCAACACGCUCAUCAACUUCUUCAGCUUCGCCGUGUGGAUCUUCUACGGCCUCACCAUGCUCUCCUUCAUCGUGAUGCGCUUCACUCGCAAGGAGCUUCAUCGACCCGUCAGGGUCCCCGUGGUGAUCCCGGCGCUGGUGAUGGUCGUGUCCGUGUACCUCGUUUUCGCGCCCAUCAUCGACCUGCCCGAAUGGGAGUACCUCUACUGCGCCAUCUUCAUCCUGGGCGGUCUCAUCUUCUACCUGCCCUUCGUCCACUUCAAGCUGAAGAUCGGAUUCAUAUCAACGCUGACCAAGCACAUGCAGCUGCUGCUGGAGGUGUCCCCCCCGGAGCAGUCCCCCGAGUGAGCGGCGCGACACCCGCAGCGGCCUCCGCUGUCUCCACGGCUGCCCCCCAAUGUCGUGGCCGCUUGGAGCAGGGCCCACCAGCUGCCGAGGUCACCGCCCACCCACGACGACCACCGCCGCUCGCCACCACGACCGUUCGGGUCGCCACCUGUGCUGAUUUUCCCAGGAGCGUCCGUCUUCUUUUCGAGGCAGCUGCUGUCCCAGGAAAUCUGUAAAUCUUUCCGGGACGUUAAAGAACCGUUCUUCUUCAGUGACGUAACAACAGCAAUAUGAGUAAUACACCACUGCGAGACGAUGCCUUUGCGUGUGGUUCUCCACUCUUCCGCUACUGUGAGAUAUUCUUCUGCCCAUGAUUAGUCCUCGUUUUGUUUGUACCUCAGAGGAGGUGACCCGUGGGCCACACCGACUCCACCAGCCGUGGCUUCACCAGCCCAGGUUUACAUUUUGCGACGCCGCGCGGAGACAAUGAAACUCAGCUUCCGGGUGUGCGUGCACCAUUAAAAAAAAAAACGAUUAAACUACUUUGUUUGUUUGACCAGGUAAGGCCCACUGAGCUACGUAGCUCUUUUU
This is a messenger RNA of Petromyzon marinus (sea lamprey), 2458 nucleotides long. It is a transcript of the gene SLC7A9, whose product is annotated as solute carrier family 7 member 9. Gene Ontology annotation, cellular component: membrane. Gene Ontology annotation, molecular function: L-amino acid transmembrane transporter activity. Gene Ontology annotation, biological process: amino acid transmembrane transport. Lineage: Eukaryota; Metazoa; Chordata; Hyperoartia; Petromyzontiformes; Petromyzontidae. The record is from RefSeq and is a predicted model, not a curated record.